Molecule: messenger RNA, 1922 nt
Organism: Cinara cedri
Lineage: Eukaryota; Metazoa; Arthropoda; Insecta; Hemiptera; Aphididae
Source: the annotation of a GenBank genome assembly
AUGGUUGAACAGCGCUAUGAAGAUGGUUAUUAUAUUACUGAACCGGUAGCUAGACAAUCGAUUGGUCACUUUAAGUUUCCGCAGUUCUCUCUAGAUCAGUGUUCUGGAUGGACUCACAAUAUCUGCAGUACUUCUGAGUUAACCAAUGUGUAUUGAUGUAUUAAUUUAUAACUAUUAAACUCUACAAUUUAUUAUUAAAAACGGUAAACAGCAAAUUGAAAUGUUUUAAAUAUAAAAAUUGGUUUAUUUUAUGUUGUAUCCAUAAAUAAAUUUAUGUUUUGUUUAGAAUUCUGUUUGAACAAUCAAUAAUGAAUAUUUCUACGUUAAUGACUGAUCAAAUUAAUGAAUUUUAUCAAUGGUCUUUAUCAGUUUCGGGUAAGUGUAAUACUUAAACAAAAUCAAACACAAAAUAAAUCAUUUAGAAAAUGUUUUCUUUGGUUACAGAUGACAGAACAAAGGGUUGGCUGAUGGUUGACUCUCCAAUGCCGACCAUUGUUUACACAAUCAUUUACUUCUUAAUUGUUGGUUUGGGUCCAAGAUAUAUGAAAAAUAGAAAACCCUUAAAAUUAACAUCUGUAUUGAUACCAUAUAACGUUCUUAUGACUUUAUUGAAUUUAUAUAUAGCGAUUGAAGUAUGUCAAGUACCUUACCUAUCAUGAUUAAACAAUACUAAAAUAUUAAUAUUAUAUUUUCAGUUGCUUGUGGCAUCUAGUCGUUUGCGUUAUAGUUAUGUUUGCCAACCGUUAACAUUCAUCAACAACAAAGAUGAACUAAGGGUAAUUAAAUAAUUAUUUUUAACAUUUUUUUUUUAGUUAGUUAUCGAAUUUUGUAUUUCAUGUUAAAAACACAAUUAAAAUUAAUUAGUUUAUUAACCUAUUUACCUAUUAAUUGAGUGUAGUUUUAUUUAUGUCUAAAUUUCAUAUAAAGAUUACAUUUUUAAAAUUAUUUAAUAGAUGUCAAAUAUUGAUUAAUUAGUAAUACUAUUUAUAAAUAAUAUUCUAUACAUAUAUAUUUUUUUUACCAUUCUUUGAUUUAUUACUUUUUAUUUUUAUAUGUACAUUUUUAUUUAUUUAUUUACGAGUAUUAACCAUUUUAACAAUUUUGUUUUUAUUUUAUUAUUUUGUUAUAUUUUAGUUAUUGAAAGCGGUUUGGUGGUAUUACUUCUCAAAACUUCUUGAAUUUUGUGAUACAAUUUUUUUUAUCCUUCGAAAAAAAGAUAAACAGCUUACUUUUUUACACGUCUAUCAUCAUUCUACUAUGUUCUCAUUAUGGUGGAUUGGAGUAAAAUGGGUACCUAGUGGUUCUACGUUUCUACCAGCCAUGGUCAAUAGUUUUAUCCACGUACUGAUGUAUUCAUAUUAUGCUUUGAGCGCCUUGGGUCCAAAAAUUGAAAAGUAUUUAUGGUGGAAAAAAUACUUGACUAUACUUCAACUGGUAUGUAAACUUUACUGAAUUCUCGUUUAUAUAAUUUAAUAUUGGUUUUUUAGCUUAAAUAUUUAUUAUAUGAUAUUUAGAUCCAAUUUACCACUGCUCUAUUCUUGGGAAUCCACGGUAUUAAGUCUGGAUGCAAGUUUCCUAUAUGGAUGCAAUAUUUGUUGGUGAUUUAUAUGAUUUCAUUUAUUGUGCUAUUUGGGAAUUUCUACUCAAAAUCUUAUGUACAAAAGGUAGAAUUGUUAAAUUAUUAAUUUUUUUUUUUUAAAUAUUUGUUUAAAACUAUGUAAAACUUGUAAAAUAUUCCUUAUAUGUUUUGUGAUGAUAAUAAUCUAUGAAUAUAAUUCAAAUGUAUAUACUCAUUUACUUGGAUAAAUAGUAAACUAAUUUUAAAUACAUAUACCCAUUUGAUAUAGGAUAAAAGAAAUUCUAAUGGUAUCAACAAUUACAAGUAUAUGGAAAAUAUGAACAGAAUGAAGAAAAUACAUUAA